AUGAGUUCUGCGGACAUUGAAAAGAGAAGCGCAUCGACGAGUACAGGCGAUAGCUCUGAUGCCACCACAACGUUCGUAGGCAACGGGAGAACAAGCAGUGGGAACGUCAUCAUAUACAAAGAGCAUCAUGAGGCUAGCACGAUCGAGUUGUUCUACGAUCUGUUCUUUGUUGCGAAUCUAGCGCUGAUCAACUACCUCAAAUUGUUUACCCUCUUGUGGUUUACCUGGCUCAGCACUACACUCUUCGACGUACGAUUCAAUAUCGACUGUGUUUGGAAUCGCUUGCACAAGGCUAUACAGUUCGGUGUCUUCGCAGGGUUCGUUUUUGCCGGCCCAGUUUACGACAAAUACAGCAAGAGUGGGGUCUCAAAGUCAUACAAGGACUUCGCGAUCGUCUUGAUUGUGAGCAGAGUCGCGAUCUCAGUACAGUAUGCAGUAGUCAUGUGGCAGGGACGAUUGUUCAAAUCGACUCUAUUGCCGCUGGGGCUGAGCACCUUGGUUCAUAUCAGUGCCGCUGUAGGUUAUAUGGUCACGUUAUUGGUCUUCCCUGUGGGGCCUGUCGGUUUGCCGGAACAGGUUACUUGGUUCAUCAUCUCCAUAGUAGAAGGCCUGCUGAUCUUUCUCAUUGCCAUGACCUGGCGCAUCGUCAGCUUCAAGUACACUCAUCUGGUGGAGAGACUCCAGCUUCUGACUCUAAUCAUCAUCGGCGAGGGUAUAAUUGGUGUGGUCAAAAGCAUAGCAUGUAUAACGAAAGGGCAGACGAGUAAUAAUCUGAGAGAGUUUGGAACGGUGGGAGCUGCUGUUCUUUUGCUAUACAUCCUGUGGAUGCUUUACUUCGAUCAACUGUCCAGCGAUCGUUUCGGCACAGUUCGUCAGCAAAUCUGGUCUCUCCUCCAUUACCCCCUGCACAUGGCAAUCCUCAUAUGCGUAGAAGGUAAUACCUCUCUCAUCGUUUGGAACUCUGCAGUUCAAGCCUUGAAAUGGAUAUGGAGUAUGGAACCAAGCGACUACUCCGACCCAGCUGCGGGUUUCGAAGACACCGCCGCCUUCCUCAGUCACCUCAACAAGAGUAUGUACAGCAUCAACGCGCAAUUUACAAGCAAAUACUGGAACGAUACAUACAAGUGGGAAAGCAACUUCACCGCUAUCGAGAACUACACAGCUUCAUAUGGCUUUGGCUCUGAUGAGUGGAACAACAAAACCGGCAGCCUCGUCAACUACAUCUUCACCAACGCACAGAUCUUCGUUUUUGAAGCACACGCCGAUACAUUGGCAAAACUCAACGCUGUCACUGCUCCCUCUACGAGUCGCUAUAAGACACUGGAAGCCGUCUACGGCGUUUUCAACGUCACAGUCACGCAGUUCUACGCUGGCGCUGGUGCGAUGCUGAUUGUGCUCGCUGUGAUGUAUUGGUUCAACAAGCUGCACAAGACGAAGGUUGAGUUCGGCGAGAUGAUCAACAGGGUGGUUGUCGGCUUCACGCUACUCAUCGUGGGUGUGGUGGCUGUGCUUGGGAACCAAUCGACCUCUGGGUUCAAGUUCGUAGCGUCACAUUGGGCUAUCCCGAUAGUUGUAAUGUUGUUUGUCGGUGGUAAGACCUUGCGAUCCUGA
This is a messenger RNA of Dothidotthia symphoricarpi CBS 119687, 1611 nucleotides long. RefSeq lists its product as uncharacterized. The transcript has 4 exons. NCBI's taxonomy places the organism in Eukaryota, Fungi, Ascomycota, Dothideomycetes, Pleosporales, Dothidotthiaceae. The record is from RefSeq and is a predicted model, not a curated record. Bases 1 to 1611 code for a protein of 536 amino acids.